AUGCUUGUAAACCCAGUGGGAUUCUGCAUCGUCUACAGAGCUCUGUUGGCCACUCGGGCCCUCCAUCUGACAGCCCUUUCCAAAGCACUAAAGAGGAUUUCUGGGACAGACGAGCCCCCGCAGGCUGUUGGGGACCCCGAGCCGGCCUUCGGUGUAUCCCCUGCUUUGGCUCCUGCUAUAGAGAACGGUGGAAGGAUGCAAAUAGCCGCUAGCAGGCCCACCCAUAACGGACCUCCAAAGACCCUGCUCACAAGCGUCUCUUCUGACCGCGACUCCCGUUUCAGCGAGGAGGAGCCCCUGAGGUGGUUCCAACAGGAGCCAUUUGCUGCCUGGCUGAAGAGCUUCUGGGCCAGGCUCGAGGUGUUAAAACUGCGCUGGUCCUAUUUGCUGAGGGGGUCAAAGUGCGACCUGGAAGUCUGGGUUCCCCAGUUUGGGAGGUGGGAGGCAGACGGGGGAGUGGGUGGAGUAGGGGGCGGGGCUUGUGGUGAAAGCCAAUCAAAGGCCAGGUUCCACCAGAAGCGGCUGCAUUUGCCUUAUGCCUUCUAUGGUGAAAAGUGGGCCUCCGGGAUGGGUGGUCUCCACCCCUGUUCCACACUGGGGGAUCCCAGCAUCAACUCCUCAGGCUGUGGGGAGCCCAGAUCCAUCGAUCAAUGGACACUUAUUAGGCACCUGCUGUGUUCCAGGCUCUAUCCUCGGGCAGCUUCCAGUGCAGAGACUAAUUUUGAAGUGAAGGAGAUGUCUACAAAGCUGAGCGUUUUGGUGGAAGGAUCUGGCCCACAAAGAUGCAUGAAUGAGGAGAAACCAUAUGAAUGUAAACAGUGUGGAAAGGCGUUUGCAAAGAGGGACCAUCUUACUGCACAUCAGAGAAUCCACACAGGAGAGAAACCUUAUGAAUGUAAAGAAUGUGGAAAAGCUUUCACACAGAGUUAUGGUCUUGCUGUACAUCAGAGAAUCCACACUGGAGAGAAACCUUAUGAAUGUAAACAGUGUGGAAAGACUUUCACACAGAGGGGCAAUCUUGCCGCACAUCAGAGAAUUCACACAGGAGAGAAACCUUAUGAAUGUAAAUACUGUGGAAAGGCUUUCACACUGAGGAGCCAUCUUGCUAAACAUCAGACAAUCCACACAGGAGAGAAAGCUUAUGAAUGUAAACACUGUGGAAAAGCUUUUGCAAAGAGGGACCAUCUUGCUGCACAUCAGAGAAUCCAUACUGGAGAGAAACCUUAUGAAUGCAAACAGUGUGGAAAGGCUUUCACGGAGAGGGGCCAUCUUGCUGUACAUCAGAGGAUCCACACAGGAGAGAAACCUUAUGAAUGCAAACAGUGUGGAAAGGCUUUCACAGAGAGGGGCUCUCUUGCCAAACAUCAGAGAAUCCACACUGGAGAGAAACCUUAUGAAUGUAAAGAAUGUGGAAAGGCUUUCUCACAGAGAGGUUCUCUUGCUGGUCAUCAGAGAAUCCACACAGGAGAGAAACCUUAUGAAUGUAAACAGUGUGGAAAAGCUUUCACACAGAAGGACAGUCUCACUGCACAUCAGAGAAUCCACACAGGAGAGAAACCUUAUGAAUGUAAACAAUGUGGAAAGGCUUUUACAGAGAGGGGAUCUCUUACUGCGCAUCAGAGAAUCCACACUGGAGAGAAACCUUAUGAAUGUAAACAGUGUGGAAAGGCUUUCACAGAGAGGGGCCAUCUUGUUGCACAUCAGAGAAUCCACACUGGAGAGAGACCCUAUGAAUGUAAACACUGUGGAAAGGCUUUCACACUCAGGGGAUCUCUUGCCAGACAUCAGAGAAUCCACACUGGAGAAAGACCUUAUGAAUGUAAACACUGUGGGAAGACUUUCACACAGAAGGGCAAUCUUGAUGCACAUCAGAGAAUCCACACU
This is a messenger RNA of Gracilinanus agilis (Agile Gracile Mouse Opossum), 1884 nucleotides long. Its product is annotated as zinc finger protein 2 homolog. The annotation marks the transcript as partial. Lineage: Eukaryota; Metazoa; Chordata; Mammalia; Didelphimorphia; Didelphidae. Gene Ontology annotation, biological process: regulation of DNA-templated transcription. The transcript has 8 exons. Gene Ontology annotation, molecular function: DNA-binding transcription factor activity, RNA polymerase II-specific; RNA polymerase II cis-regulatory region sequence-specific DNA binding. The record is from RefSeq and is a predicted model, not a curated record.